Messenger RNA from Lotus japonicus, 1490 nucleotides. RefSeq names its product zinc transporter 1-like. Gene Ontology annotation, molecular function: zinc ion transmembrane transporter activity. The coding region runs from base 342 to 1373 and encodes 343 amino acids. Lineage: Eukaryota; Viridiplantae; Streptophyta; Magnoliopsida; Fabales; Fabaceae. Gene Ontology annotation, cellular component: plasma membrane. The record is from RefSeq and is a predicted model, not a curated record. The transcript is spliced from 3 exons. Gene Ontology annotation, biological process: zinc ion transmembrane transport.
GUGAUUUAAAUAAAAAAAAUUGAUUGGACACCUAAUCAAUUUACUGCUUUUUAACACAUACCUCCAAAAAUGUCCUAUGCCAAGCAAAUUAAUGGUCUUGCUGACCCUAUAUGCUCUUUUUAGCUUUUAGUGCUUGCAGAAAUUGAAAUGUCCUCUGCCAAACUUCUUUGUACCCAUCGCUGAUUAGCCAACUUUGCCAUUGGCUGCUCCUUCAAUUCUCUAGCUAGUACCAAUUCUUAAUUUCUCUAGUUCUGUUUCAGCCUUUCAGGCACUUCAAAUAACCAGUUUCCACAACUUUUUCUCCUUUCACUGACCCUGUCUAUGUCAAAUUCUUGAGCACAAUGAUCAAGCUUUUAACAAGCAGCAAAUUCAUAUCUAUCAUCAUUCUUCUUCAACAAAACUUGGUAUUUUCUAAAUGCACUUGUGAUAACCAAGUUCAAGAUUCAGAUAACAAUGACUCUGAGGCACUGAAGUUCAAGUUGAUUGCUGUGGCAUCAGUUUUAGCUGCUAGCCUCAUUGGUGUGUGCUUGCCAAUCUUUGCUAAAAGCAUUAGCAACCCUGAAAGUCACUUGUACUUCCUAAUUAAAGCAUUUUCUGCUGGUGUGAUCCUCGCGACCGGGUUCAUCCACAUUCUUCCUGAUGCUUUUGAGGCCUUAACAAAUCCAUGUAUAGGUGAAAAGCCAUGGGGAGUGUUUCCUUUUUCAGGGUUUGUGGCAAUGAUGGCAGCAAUCGGGACAUUGAUCCUGGAAGCUUUCGCUAUGGGGUACCAUAAAAGGUCUGAAAUGAGAAAUGCUCUGCCAUUGAAUAAGGAUGAAGAGACUCAUGAUGCAGUUCAUGGUAGUCAUGUUCAUAGCUCUGAACUUGCCUCUGAGAAAUUAGAAUCACCAGAUCUUCUUCGGUAUGACAUAGUUUCUCAGAUUCUGGAGCUGGGUAUGGUGCUUCACUCAAUCAUUUUAGGGAUAUCUCUUGGGGUGUCCAGAAGUCCUAACACAAUCAAGCCUUUGGUGGCUGUACUAAGUUUCCAUCAAUGCUUUGAAGGCUUGGGACUUGGUGGGUGCAUUUCCCAGGCAAAACUUAAACAUUAUAAGGUUGCAAUUAUGGUGCUAUUGUUUUGCCUUAUUUUCCCAAUUGGAAUUGGUAUUGGUAUUGGCAUAUCAAACACUUACAAUGAGAACAGUUCAAAGGCGCUUAUAGUUGAAGGGGUUCUGCUAUCAGCAUCUGCAGGAAUCCUGAUUUACAUGGCACUUGUUGAUCUUCUUGCCACUGACUUCAUGGGCACAAGAAUGUUAAGCAGUUUUAGGCUCCAAUUGGGGGCAAGUUUAGCCCUUCUUAUGGGAUUGAUUUGCAUGUCAAUCUUGGCAUUGUGGGAAUAAGCACAACCAUGUAUAGGUGUAACUUUUUUCUUGUCCUUGAAAAGUAUAUUAGGGAAAUAAUAUUGACUCCUUGCACUCUAAUAUAUAUCAUGCAGUUUUUGAGCUUGGAGCCUACAA